Messenger RNA from Malus domestica (apple), 2070 nucleotides. NCBI's taxonomy places the organism in Eukaryota, Viridiplantae, Streptophyta, Magnoliopsida, Rosales, Rosaceae. The record is from RefSeq and is a predicted model, not a curated record.
AUGAAGAGAUUAAGAACUAUUGAUUCAUUUUUCAAAAAAAAAGAUGAUGGUGAUAAAUUAGAGAGUGAUAUACCUUCUGCAUCUAAUGAUAACGCACCAAUAUCAACUGAGCAACCUUAUGAUUCUCACCAAACAUCUAAUAUAAUUGAACCUCAAGAAAAAGUUUUUGAUGAUGCUUCUUUGGAAUUGGAACGAGACCCGGGGAAACGGAUUCAAAUACAUGAGCAUCCUAUUAAUCAACAAGAUGAAGUUCGACGUGCUUAUAUCAAAGCUGGGUCAUACCAACCGAAAUUUCUUGAGUAUCCUAGGUCUCGGUUUGGAUCACAAUAUCGUCAAUUUCAGUAUUCUUGGUUUUCACAAUUUCCAUGGUUAGAAUAUUCUCCGACAACAGAUAGAGUAUAUUGUUUCCCAUGCUUUCUUUUUGGGACUGGUCCAGUAAGUCGUCCGACACUAACUGUUGAUGGGUUUAACAAUUGGAAAAGAGUUAACGACGGAAAGAAUUGUAUAUUUCUUUCUCAUAUUGGAGGUCCAUCUUCAUUACAUAAUACUUGUGUUUCACGUGUGGAGGAAUUGAUGAAUCCAUCUCAGCAUGUUGACAAGCAUACAGCCAAGUUUAAUGAUAAGGUGGCUGCAGUUGCUUUAGAAAAUGCACCAAAAAAUGCCAAAUAUUCCUCACCCAUGAUCCAAAAUGAGGUUUUGAACAUUCUCGCCAACAUAGUACGAAGAAAAAAUCGUGAAGAAGUCGGGGAUGGUGUUUUUUGUAUUCUUGUUGAUGAAGCACAUGAUAUUGCUCAUAGAGAGCAAAUGGCCAUUAUUUUAAGAUUUGUUGAUAAUGAUGAUUUUCUACGAGAACGGUUUUUAGAUAUUGUGUGGGUUGAAGACACUACUGCAACAACACUUAACAGGGAGAUAAAAAAAGUCUUUGCUUUCCAUGAGUUGCCUAUAAACAAGUUACGAGGUCAAAGCUACGAUGGUACGAGUAAUAUGCGAGGUCAGUGGAAUGGGCUACAAUCUUUAUUUAUUAAAGAGUGUUCAUCUGCUUAUUACGUGCAUUGUUUUGCUCAUCAAUUGCAAUUGGCAUUAGUUGCAGCAUCAAAAGAAGUAGCUGUUAUCUGGUUAUUCUUUUCAACAUUAGGUUCAAUUGUAAAUGUUAUUACUACUUCUCCAAAGCGUCAUACUCAGCUGCAGGUUGCACACACAGUGAACAUUGAAGAGUUGGUGGGUGCUGGUGAACUUGAGACGGGAAGAGGAGCUAAUCAAAUCGGUACUAUACAUCGACUUGGAGCUACUCGUUGGGGUUCUCAUUAUGAUUCAGUGUGUGACUUGAUACAUAUGUACGACGCGUCUUGUACAGUAUUUGAGAACAUAAAGAAUGAUAGAUCUGCUACAAACUCUUUGUGUGGGGAAGCUACUGGUGCUUAUAAUGCAAUCAGAUCUUUUGAAUUUACUUUCAUCUUGCAUCUAUUGCAUGAGAUCAUGGGAAUCACUGAUAUCCUUUGUCAUGAACUCCAAAAUAAGUCACAAGACAUUUUGAAUGCUAUGAAUCUAGUCACUACUACAAAAGAUGUCUUCCAGAAGUUGCGAUUGGAUGGUUGGGCUACCUUUAUUGAUAAAGUGAGUUUAUUCUGCAAAAAACAUGACGUUGAUAUGCUCGAUAUGAAUGCUCAAUACAAAGUAGGAACUGGCCGUUCUUGUCAGCAAACAUAUCAUAUUACAUUUGAGCAUCAUUAUCACAUUGAUAUCUUCAAUAAUGCAAUAGAUUUUCAGUUGGCAGAGAUAAAUAGGAGGUUUAGUGAGGAGGCAAUGGAACUUCUUAUUCUCCGUUCAGCUUUAGAACCAAGAGAAGCUUUUAAGGCGUUCAACAUUGAUCACAUUUGCAAGCUUGCAAAGAAAUUUUAUUCUAUGGAUUUCACAGAAAAAGAGCUACAUACGUUGAGAUCAACUACUGAACGAGCUUUUUCAGCAAUGAAUCUUAUUAAAACAAGACGUCGCAACAAGAUGGAAAGUGAAUUUCUAGCAGAUUCAAUGGUUGUGUACAUUGAAAAAGAGCUUGCCGAAAAGAUUGAUUAA